Molecule: messenger RNA, 2523 nt
Organism: Acanthoscelides obtectus
Lineage: Eukaryota; Metazoa; Arthropoda; Insecta; Coleoptera; Chrysomelidae
Source: the annotation of a GenBank genome assembly
CUGAACGGAGAGUUUCGUAGCUGAUUGUUAUAUAAGUUGUGCUACUACUAUACACGAAAUCUCACCUGGAAUACAGAUAACCAAAAUAUAUAUAUAUAUAUAUAUAUAUAUAUAUAUAUAUAUAUAUAUAUAUAUAUAUAUAUAUAUUGUCAUCAGAAUAAUAAUUGUCACUUGAAUACAGUAUUUUGAGCAUAUGGUUCAGGUAUUACAUUAUUCAAAUUCAUAUCUCGAAGUGGAAAAGGCGUGAAUUUAAAAUUUUGUACCUGCACCAACAUCAAAACGGCAUAGCCAAUACAAACAUCUAUUAUGGCUGUAAUGACACCAGUGGCAUAGAAUAUGGGAUGUUUUUACCCCAACAGAACGGAGAAGAAAAAUAUAUAUGCUAAUGAAUUUCCUGAUGGAUCAACUGCAUUUUAGGUAUAAGAGGAUGUCUCAAUGCAAAGUGUGGCUUGACAACUACACAGGACAGUAUUAUCCAGGCAACCUGAUCCAAGGAAAAGUGAUACUGAAUUUCAAUAGUGAAACAAAAUUAAGAGGGAUAAAGGUACGAAUAGUUUGCCAUGAACACACUGAGUGGAUGGGAGAGGAAAGUUACUAUGAUUCCACCAGGAAUAAACAUGAAACUCGUAUGACACAGUUUCGUGGAGAUAAUGAUGCAUUUGCUACUGAACUAAUACUACAUGGAGGGCAUUCCGGAACAACAUCCUUACCUGCUGGUCAGCACAUGUACCCAUUCAGUAUUGUCUUACCGACUAACCUUCCUGGAACAUACAGCUGCGAUGAAGGAAACAUAACAUACAAGUUGAUAUCUAUAGUUGACCGACCUAUGGCGUUUGAUUACCAAGAUGAACUGAUUUUCGUAGUUGUGGCACCUAUCGAUUUGAAUCUAAUAGGAAGAAGUGACUUGCUGGAACCAACGAGUUACUCGAAUGAUAAAACUAUCUGCUGCUGGUGUUGUGCACAAGGCCCAAUUUCUUUGGACGUUGAACUACCAAGAAAGACUUUAACUCCUGGUGAGACUGUUAACAUUACUGCAAGGGUCUCGAACAUGUCCAAUACGAAUUUAGAAGGCGUCAGAUUCAAACUCACACAGAAUAUAACAUGUAAAGUAGAUGAACCAAAUAGAGAUGACAAGACAAUCUACAACACCUUGGUGGAACAAAACGACGUUGGACUUGGAGCACAUGGAGAACACACGUACACCUUCCCUGUAAUGUUACCUAUGAAUAUAAUCUUGCCCAAUUUCUGUAUGUGUAGACUAUUCAGGGUGGAGUACACGUACAAGGUAACAGCAAAAUUACCAGGUGUUCAUUCGAACUUAGAAGUGCAGAUGAAUCCCGAAAUAGGAAAUGUCCAAAUAGGUCAAGCACCAACCUCAGCCACAAGCGGCUACACCAUGGGAUUCCAAGUACCUACCUCACCUUCUGCGCCCAAUCAAGGGCUACCAUACCCCCCAGUUGGCGGUGUUCCAGUCUUUCCGCCAUCUGCACCUCCAGCACAUCUAAAAGAACAAGACCAAGGCUAUGGUGGUGGUGAGGGAACAAAUAGUGAACCACCACCACCGUCUUACGAUUCCCUAAACCUCAAAAAUUAACACUCAGAGGAUAUUCACCAGUUCACUUCCGUCAUCUGGAUGAAGGAGACCAAUUUGGAGAAAUCACAUUGGCGGCUAGAUAUUUACACAUUUUAGUCAUGUUUUGUUCGCUAUAAGAUUAUAAUUGUGCUUAAAAUUGUCGAUAUUGUAUUUAUGUAAUCAACAAAAAACUAUAACCCCUGGUAUAGGGAGAAAAGAUGUUAUAUUUUGCGAAAUUUUUAUUAAAUCAAAUACAAAUGAACUAUGAAUUUGUUCAAGAAUGAUGAAGUGCUGAGCUUUGAGGAAUAAUAACAUGGAGUAUUGUACUUUGUUUUUUAUGUAGUCUGCUACUAAAAGUUUAAGUUAACAAACUCGUAGUUCAGCUUAUUUGAUGCAGAUUUUUAUACGUUUUUCAAAUAUAAUAUAUUGUAUAUGUGCAUACUUUUAAUUUGUUUGACAUCGUUUUCUAUGGACUGAUUGAUGGUUGCAUUUAACUAGAUCAAAAGUAUUCUCUGUGCCACCCAGCCAGCAAGGUGACGUCAGUUUCACGUUAGAAAGACGUCACAGUUCACGUCAAAAUAACCAACAUGUGAUUGAAUAUUUAGGUCUUUAUGAUGACGAUAUAUGCCACAGCAAUUUGAUGUCAUUUAGGUAUUUGAGACGUAGAAAAUACGUCACUGUUUGCAUGAAUUAUCACCAAAUGAGCAAGUGAUUUUACGUUAAUAUGACGGCAAUCUACUAUCAGAGCAAUGCGAUUAAACUAGUAGUUCCAUCUACCAUAUUGUAGAGUAUAAACGCAUAUAUUUUGGGAUUUUUCAAAAAAAUGUCUUCAGCGGUUUUUAACUUUGUCAACAUUGCCAAGUUAAAUAUUACAGGGUUGCCGAUAUGUAACUGACUGGUUUGUAUCUUGAAUAUUUGUGAAAUUAAAUAAAAUACGUCCAUUUUUUUCA